This is a messenger RNA of [Torrubiella] hemipterigena, 1264 nucleotides long. Lineage: Eukaryota; Fungi; Ascomycota; Sordariomycetes; Hypocreales; Clavicipitaceae. The record is from the annotation of a GenBank genome assembly.
GGAUAGAUUCACGAGCCAUCUCACAUGGUCAAGCUACAACAUAACAGCUUUAACUAGCGCUGGGCAAAUGAAUUUCCCGUCUAGCCCCCCCUUCAAUGAGAACUUACGUCACAGUGCUAGAACAGGCUUUUACCCCAUCGUGAACCAUUAUGAUGGCCAAGAUCCGGACGUGGACAGCAAAUACAAUCGCCCUAGACUAGUACGUCUACUCUAUGAGGAAGCUAUUGGGCCGCAAUCAAAAGACAAUGUUCUUCGAGCCUUUUCCUCGCAAUGAAACUUCCCAUGGAUAGUCCGCCUUUGAAGGACUCUUCGGCGGCUAUGCCUACCUAGCUUCUCGGCUAUGCUGAUCAUUUAGUGAACACCCUUUUUCUUCCUUGUAAGUAUGUCUCUGAAUAACUCCACUCUAAGAUGAAACCAAGCUAUUCCAGUAUUAGCCUCGACAACAAAGACACCGCAACUAACACCGCAGUAUCGCUCUACAACAAUGCGAGAAGCUGGCCAAGGCUUUAUGGCCACCCAUGCGCGACUUUCCGGCCUGAGGGGAGACUGUCUUGUGCGUGACAAACAUAGAUGCGUUAUUUCCAGGAUAUUUGAUAAAGACAAGGUCAGAGAGCGGAUUGCUCCUGAUCGUAGAGUGAUGAACGAUGAUGAUCAACCUAUCGCGCCUGGAGAUUUCGGACAUCUAGAAGUUGCACAUAUCCUUCCACAUUCUUUGGUAAAAGUGGAAUCAAAUAUGGAGGAGCUGGAUGAGACGAGAAAAACGGCCUUGGAGAUUCUGAACAUGUUUGACAACGAUAUCGCCUAUCUUAUUAAUGGUGUUGAAAUCGAUCGGCCGCGUAAUGCACUCACACUCACACGCGAUCUUCACCAAGACUUUGGUCGAUUCGAAGUUUAUUUUACAGCACACUCAGACUCAAGUCAGCCGCACACCUACGUCAUCGAAACCUUUCUUUCGGCACAAGUGUAUCCCACACUUCCCAUCCGCCGCACUUUGCAUCUCGCCGCGGAUUGUAAUAUUGAACCACCAGAUCCUCGAUUGCUGGCCGUUCACUGCGCUAUUGCAAUUAUCCUCCAUCCAUCCGCAGCUGGAGAAUAUAUACAUAAAAUACUUCGGGGUAUGGAAGAACAAACAGUCCGAUCUGACUGCUCAACUUCGCUUGGAGACUUUGUGCGAUUGAGGAUAGAAAACAUGCUAGCUAUAUGAAUUAAGCUGAAUUAAACAUUUAAUGAUUACCUAAGAGGGCUGACGCUAUUUUGGUAGACC